AAACGGUAAACAUUCUCCCUUAUAUUGUUCAUCAAGAAUCCUUUCUACCUCGUAAGAUAAAAAAAGGAAGAAACUCUCUUCAAUUUCUCUCCAUAAACUAACCUGUCCAUGCGUUUCUCUUUGUAACCCUAGAAAGGGAUUCUUGGAAGAAUUCAGCACUAACUCCCCAAUGGCAUCUGGGUUUUCAAGCGGUGGUGGUGGAGGAGGAGGAGGAGGCGGUGGUGGUUUCCAAGAUUUCUACACUAAUAGAUCAUCUCUACCCACCAUGAACCUCUCAAAUAACCCAUCAUCAUUGCAUCCUUACAGAACCAACCAAAUCUUUCUUGACCAAAAUUUGUCUUCUCAUAAUUAUCAACAGAUCGCUCAACAUAGAGCAAUCUUGCCCACAAAUAUGAACGCAACCACCGCAGCCACCACCACCACGCCAACGUUAAUGGGCAAGCGCUCGCUUGCCGAUUUUCAAUCACCGCCGCAGCAAAACUUGCUAAACCAAGCGGCCCUAAAUAACCUUCUCCUUCGGUCUGUAAAGCCGAGGAUUAAUAACAAUUUGUUCCAACAAAAUACUUCGCCGAUUUCAACACUUUCUCCCAUUGAUUUCUCCGUUAACAACUUGUCUCCUCAACUCCCUAACUUAAUGCCUCAACGUUAUAGUCUGCCUCUUCUUCAACAACUUCGCUCCCACCAACAACAGCAGCAGCAGCAGCAGCGCCCCAUGAAUCUUAUGAGUUCUAACGGUGUCAUCAACAACAAUAACAACAACAUGAUGCCGUAUGUGAAUAUGUUAAAGAACCAAAACGGAGGAGGAAACGGAGUAGUUAUGGGCCAAGAUCGGGAGAAAAAGAUGCUGAAUCAGCUUCAAGAACUGGAAAAACAGCUUUUAGACGACGAUGACGACAACCAAGAAGGUGACGAUGUAAGUGUUAUAACGAACACUAACAGUGAAUGGUCUGAGACGAUACAGAAUCUCAUGAGUUCUUGUAAUAAUCCGAUUUCUCCAUCGCCCACCUCAUCAUCUUCAUCCUCAUCUUCGACAGUCACCACGCCGGUUUCGAAACAGACAAUAAUCGAAGCAGCAACAGCAAUUUACGAAGGUAAAACUGAUGUUUACCCUGAGAUCUUGUCUCGUAUCUGUCAGGUUGCGAACCCACGAGGGAAUUCUGAACAGAGAUUGAUGGAAUACAUGUUGAUGGCUUUAAAAUCUCGGGUUAAUUCUGCUGAAAAAACACCUUCUGUAAGGGAGUUGUACAACAAGGAACAUGUAGAUGCAACCCAGUCCUUGUAUGACUUGUCACCUUGUUUCAAGCUUGGUUUCAUGGCUGCCAAUCUUGCCAUCAUUGAGGCCACAAGAGAGCAAGGCCGAGAGAUGAAUAGCUGCAGCAAUGGCUUCCAUGUUGUUGAUUUUGACAUCGGUGAAGGAGGGCAAUACAAGAACCUUCUACACGCGCUCUCUGGGCUUCAAAAUUUGAGGCCAGCCAUUGUUAAGAUCACAGCUGUUGCUGCUGAUAGCAAUGGUGGAGAGGAGAAGGAGAGGUUGGGGCUAGUUGGUGAAACGCUGAGUCAACUCGCUCAGCGAUUAGGACUAAGUCUGUGUUUCAACGUUGUGAGUUGCAGACUCAGUGAGUUGUCUCGGGAGUCCCUCGGGUGCGAGCCGGAAGAGGCCUUGGCUGUCAAUUUUGCGUUCAAGUUGUAUAGAAUGCCCGAUGAGAGCGUGUCCACAGAGAAUCCAAGGGAUGAACUUUUGAGGCGCGUGAAGGGGUUGGGGCCGCGCGUUGUGACAAUAGUGGAGCAAGAAGUGAAUACCAAUACAGCCCCCUUCAUGGCGCGCGUGAACGAAUCAUGUUCGUAUUACGGAGCGCUAUUCGACUCAAUUGACUCAACAAUGGAAAGGGAUAGCUCAGAGCGAGCAAGGGUCGAGGAGGGACUGGGUCGGACGAUAGUAAACUCGGUUGCUUGCGAAGGCAGGGACCGGAUUGAAAGAUGCGAAGUCUUUGGGAAAUGGCGGGCCCGGAUGGGAAUGGCAGGGUUCGAGUUGAAGCCAAUGAGUCAAAUCGUUGCUGAGUCAAUGAAAGCGAGAUUGAGUUUUACAAACCGAGUUAACCCAGGAUUUACUGUUAAAGAAGAGAACGGUGGGGUAUGUUUUGGUUGGAAGGGAAAAAACCUCACUGUCGCUUCUGCUUGGCGUUAACUUCACUUUCUUCGAUAUUAUUAUCAUUAUUAUUAAUUGUUUAGUGUAAUUUUUAUUAUUUUUUAAAACAUAUAUAUACUUAUUUUAGUACUA
Molecule: messenger RNA, 2278 nt
Organism: Populus nigra (black poplar)
Lineage: Eukaryota; Viridiplantae; Streptophyta; Magnoliopsida; Malpighiales; Salicaceae
Product: scarecrow-like protein 8
Exons: 1
Coding region: 170-2185 (671 amino acids)
Biological process (GO): regulation of DNA-templated transcription
Cellular component (GO): nucleus
Molecular function (GO): DNA-binding transcription factor activity; sequence-specific DNA binding
Source: RefSeq, a predicted model, not a curated record